AUGCUUGCUCGUGGUCUGGAUUUCAUCUCUGAAGUCCUCAGUGGUCUUCGUUUGUUAACGUUCUACUUGUUGUUUGUCGUAGGACUUCUCGGUCUUGCACUAUUGUUCCUCUUUCGAAACGCAAACUGGGAUGGGAAAACCAUCGUAUCGCCUCUUUGCGAAAAUUGCCAGAAUGUACUACUGGAGUCACGGUUGUCGGAGUGGUAUGACUGGGACAACAUAGACGCUGUCCAAUGGCACGAAUUUUCUGUGAUCGACAGUCACCCUAUUAAUCUUGCUAACGCGACUUGUCAACUCUGUGUCAUUUUCGCAGCUACUCUUCAAAAAAAGACACAACACCUACAUUCGGACCAACCGUACGAACCGUUGCUUGCGACCAGUGCUCCCGAGUAUGGCACCACGCUAGCACCUAGUCUAAGCUCCAAGCUCAAGGUGUCCACUAGUAGAGGCCGUACAGUUAUACAGUUGCACACACCUGAGGCCGUGACACCGGCUUUUGAGGUCCACAUUGGAUAUGGAGAUCGAGCUCUUCGUCCAUCUCCAUCUCGUUUGACGAGUACGAAUUCUGAAAGCGUAACGUUACUUGCGAAAUCAUGGAUAGAAAAAUGCACCCGAGGGCAUGUCGAAUGUAACCGGAGAUCUCUAUUCCUUCCAAGGCGUCUACUGAAGUUAAGCGGGGCAGACAUGGUGCAAGUGCAUUCGACGAACAAACACCCAGAAAACCGUCGAUCAAACACCAACUAUACCGCACUCAGCCAUCGUUGGGGGAAAGAUGGUGUCAAUUUUCGGUUGACUAGGUCUACUGAGGAACUACUCGCUACACCGUUCCGAGCAUCUCUUCUACCCCGUAAUUUUCGUGACGCUAUCCAAAUAACGCGGUCGCUAGGCUACGAUUAUAUCUGGAUAGACUCACUAUGUAUCAUCCAGGAUGACGAGGAAGAUUGGAAAGCCGAAUCAAUCGUCAUGAGCGACAUAUAUGCAAACGCAGAGUGCACUAUUGCCGCUACAGCUUCGGACAAUACCCAAGGUGGCUGCUUUCGCUCCUGCGACUCCUUUCUGUCUACCGAUUGCCUACUAAUGGGCUCCUACAAUUCAUACAUAUACAUUUCAUCUGAACUUCCAGAGAAGAAGUUAAGCAUCGGGGCGCUAGUCCAAGAAAUGGCAGACAAGGCACCCUUGAACGAAAGAGCAUGGACCUUCCAGGAGCGCCUGCUUUCACGUCGUAUUGUGCAUUAUUGUGAGGGCGUGGUCUUAUUUGAGUGCAGCGCCAUGUAUGCAUCAGAGUGGGAACCCAACGGCCAGCCGCACCGACGAAAAGAAUACGUUCGCCACGACGGGAGAUUAUACACAGGCACUGAACUCGAGACUUUGAGAACAGUAACUGUUCCACGCACCAUUCGUGAACCAUGCUACGAGUAUGUCCAUCCAAACGGCCGGAUUCGAAUCGCGAAGCGCAUGCGACUCGUUGCAAAUCCACAAUAUGCGCGCGACGCACAGGUCGAGCAACAAAAGAAAUUACUCAUAUCUCAAUCUGCUAGAUAUGGAAUCCGGGGCGCGCUAGACAUGCUGCAAUCGCUGCCGAAAACGAGCCUCUCACAGGCUGAGCAGCUUGAAUGCCAUGAUCGCUGGUAUGAGCUUGUAUCCGCAUACUCGCGCCGUUCGAUCACGUUCAAGAAAGACAGAUUAAUAGCCUUAACUGGGCUUGUAAAACUCAUUGAGAGUAAUAAUAACGAGAUGGUGAACGUGGCAGGCAUGUGGAAAUCCACACUGGCUCUGGAUCUACUAUGGAGUAGUGCGGGGCCAACAAGAGUAGCGAGAUCGGGAGAUUAUAUCGCGCCAUCAUGGUCGUGGGCCUCUUUUGAUGGAGGCGUCGAUUCACUUCUCUCGCACCAUCGAACUGUGUCAAAACCUAUAGAAUCCGCACCUUCCAGUAUUGAGUUUUACAUUACUGUGCAAGACACCGUACAUUCCGUUGAGACACAUGGCACUCCCAGCGUACAAUCUCGAAUGCAAGGCGGGUACAUAAUACUUCAGAGUCUAGUGAAAGAGGUGGAUGUACGUAGGUUGGUCUCCCAGCCAGAGUUCAUCCCGGAUUUCCUUUUGACCGACUGGAAUGAUGGCCAGUGGGUCUGUCUUGCGGGAUUUGCCGAAAUACAAGAUAGCCACACGAGUUGGGGUGCUUUGGUUCUCAGUCGUAUGAAUAUCCCCGAGACAAGUAAUUACGUUUAUGAAAGAGUCGGGUGUAUGGUGGGAAAGGAUUCAGUUCCUUGGGAUCAUGAAUACGGGUGGGAAACUCAGACUCUGAAGAUCGUCUGA
Molecule: messenger RNA, 2316 nt
Organism: Cucurbitaria berberidis CBS 394.84
Lineage: Eukaryota; Fungi; Ascomycota; Dothideomycetes; Pleosporales; Cucurbitariaceae
Product: HET-domain-containing protein
Exons: 2
Coding region: 1-2316 (771 amino acids)
Source: RefSeq, a predicted model, not a curated record